This is a messenger RNA of Cladophialophora yegresii CBS 114405, 1662 nucleotides long. RefSeq lists its product as uncharacterized. The record is from RefSeq and is a predicted model, not a curated record. The coding region runs from base 1 to 1662 and encodes 553 amino acids. Gene Ontology annotation, biological process: mitotic recombination; double-strand break repair via homologous recombination; double-strand break repair via single-strand annealing. The transcript has 2 exons. Lineage: Eukaryota; Fungi; Ascomycota; Eurotiomycetes; Chaetothyriales; Herpotrichiellaceae. Gene Ontology annotation, cellular component: nucleus.
AUGCCAGCGUGGGUGCUAGAUCGGUUGUCAAAGAUUGGCGACCAGCAUAAGCCGAAUGGCAGCACGACAAGCAAUCCGUUCGAAGAACAACCUCUCCGGAUAACAGAAUAUACCGCGCAAGAAAUCGCCACGUUACAGAGUCGACUGCACAGGCAGCUUGGGCCAGAAUAUAUCUCCUCAAGAGCAGGACCAGGUGGCUCAAAAGUACAUUAUCUUGCGGCUGAGAAGGCCAUCAGCCUUGCCAACGAAGUCUUUGGCUUCAAUGGCUGGAGUAGCUCAAUCCAGAACAUUCAAAUCGACUUUGUCGACGAGAACCCGCAGACCGGGAAGAUCUCCCUCGGAUUGUCAGUGAUUGUGCGAGUUACGCUUAAAGAUGGCACACACCACGAAGACAUUGGCUACGGCCAGAUUGACAACUGCAAGGGCAAAGCUGCGGCAUUCGAAAAAGCGAAGAAGGAGGGCACUACAGAUGGACUGAAAAGAGCACUCAGGAACUUUGGCAACGUCUUGGGAAAUUGCGUUUACGAUAAGGCCUACUUGCAGAAAGUCACCAAACUGAAGGUUGGGGCUACCAAAUGGGACGAAAGCAUGCUGCAUCGACAUGCAGACUUUGCGCCUAAGAAAGAGCCGGACGAAGUCAAGCGAAUCUUACCUGCUGCCGCAGUAGAAGGUGGCUCAGAGCCGGCGAGGACGAAGCCAUCUAUCCCCGCACAAGAAGAAACCCCGGAAUUCGAGGACAGCUUCGAGUUGGCAGAUUUUGAGGAGAUGGACUUCAGUGAAGGCAACAUGGGUCAUCCAGAUGAGGUCGCUUUGCCAGCAGAACCGGCGGACCCAACACGCAAGUCAGCUAAUUCCGCUCCAGAGCGAUCGUUCCCGCCACCAAGAGCUGAUCUGACCACACCAUCAAAGCCACAGUUAACUCGCCCGCCAGGCCUUCGACCCGAGGCCUCAAGGACAGCCCAGAUCUCCGCUCCAACCAAUGUGAUACCACAGCCGCUGCCAGGCCAGCGAGCACAAGCUCCGUCUGGUCCGGCCACAAGGCCUCCGGCGGCAGAAUUUCGACCUCCAUCAGAGAAUGUGCCUCGGCUGUCUUCGCCUCCACAGACAGGUCAAGUCCUGGGCUUCUAUUCAGCCAAGGCCGCUGACAGUCUGGAUGGCAACAACAACGUGAUUGGAGGCGGACCGGCCGCUGCGCCCAGGUUCAAUCCUCACGCUGACAGCCCGUCGAUUCGCAAAACAUCUGGAGUCAACCACAGCAAGUCCGUUCCCCUAAAGCGUGAUUUAUCGGUAGACACCACGCCCAUAAGAAGGGAGCUUGUGACUCCUCAAGCAGAGCCACUCAGACGAGUAGGCGCUCCGGGAGCCAAUGGACAAUUUCCAGGUAUCCGGGCGCCAGGCACUUCGGCCUAUCGACCUCCUACGAGGCGAGGGCCGCAGGAAUCGAAUGCAACCCAUGGUCCGAAUCUGAGCGAUUUUGGCGGAGGAGAUCGUGGGCUGCAGGCUGUGAAGAGAACGCCGCUAGGAGAUGUCAGCAAUGUGCAGCAUCAUGUCACCGCAGUCACCACAGAUGGGGCUGAUGCAAAGAGACAGCGCGUGGCAGAAGCGGUGCCACAUGGCGAGGCUGGGACAACGAAUAAUCAACCGAGCAGCAAUGACGGAUGA